AAUUAGAUAUUGCAGAUUGUCUGAUCAGUCCAGAUAGCCCAGCAUAUCGUGCGAAUAGAAUUCAAGAUACAAGCUUUCUGGACAUCAUCAACUGUUGGCAACCGCUUGCAACCCCACCCUUACAAUAUCCAAUCAUCAUGUCUAGCAGCCAGAAAGUUAGGCAAGCCGACGGGCUGCUCAUGCAUGUCCAUGAUGCCGCUUCAGGUCCGGUUCUUCCCAAGAAGGGAGAAAGGAACGUCUUGAUCACCUCGGCUUUGCCUUACGUCAACAACGUGCCGCAUCUCGGGAACAUUAUCGGUUCUACCUUGUCUGCGGAUGUCUACGCUCGAUACUGCCGGACCAUGAACCUGCCAACUCUUUACAUCUGCGGAACUGACGAGUACGGUACCGCUACAGAGACCAAGGCUCUGGAAGAGGGCAUCACCCCUCGUGAGCUCUGUGACAAAUUCCAUGCUCUUCACAAGGAGACCUACGACUGGUUCGAGAUCGGCUUUGACCACUUUGGCCGAACAUCCACCGAGAAACAAACCGAGCUGGUGCAAGCCAUCUACUUGAACAUCCACAAGAACGGAUUGUUCGUGCAGGAGACGGCCGAACAGACGUAUUGUGAGGAUGAGGGAAGGUUCUUGGCUGAUCGAUUCGUCGAGGGAGUGUGUCCUCGAUGUGGAUACGAUGACGCCCGAGGUGACCAGUGUGAUCAGUGUGCUGGGACCUUCUCAUCGCCCACCGAACUCUUGCAACCUCGAUGCAAACGCAACAAGAACCACAAGGUCACAACCAAACCAUCUACCCACUCCUGCUUGCGUCUAGAUGCUUUGCAACCGCGGCUGGAAAAGUUCUUGCAAGAGACCCGAGAGAAGGGUAAAUGGGCUAACAACGCCGUCAUCCUGGCCAACGGGGAAAUCGUCGAGCCGAGGAUGAAGGGAGGCUUGCGACCUACUGCCGUAACGAGAGAUUUGACCUGGGGUGUUCCUGUACCUCCUGUCGGGGACGAGAAGGAGGACGAAGCUAUGAAGGGCAAGGUCAUGUAUGUAUGGCUGGACGCUCCCAUCGGAUAUCCUUCGAUCACCGCAAACUACACUGAAGACUGGGAAAAGUGGUGGAAGGCACCAGAUGACGUCGAGCUGUUCCAGUUCAUGGGCAAAGAUAACGUUUACUUCCACACCGUCUUGUUCCCUGCUGUUCAGAUGGCCGAUGGGGGAGACUGGACCAUGCUAACAAAUAUCUCAGGAACUCAGUACCUGAACUAUGAGAAUGGCAAAUUCAGCAAGAGCAGAAAUGUCGGAGUCUUCGGCAACAGCGCUAAGGAAACUAGCGCUCCUCCAUCGGUCUGGCGAUAUUACCUCUUGAUGAACCGACCAGAGACCUCGGAUUCUCAAUUCAUGUGGGGAGAGUUUAUCGCAAGGAACAACACCGAAUUAUUGAACAACCUCGGCAACUUCGUGAACCGAUGCCUGAAAUUCACCGCUGCCAAAUUCGAUUCGCUCGUGCCAGGGCCUGGUGAACACCAGGGUGGCCCUGUCUCGUUCACCGAACCCACGACUGACGAGGAGAAGUUGGAUGCUGCCUUUGUCAAAGACAUCAAUGAGCUUCUCGACUCGUAUCGAUCAGCAAUGGACUCGCUCAAGUUCAGGAACGGUCUCAUCGCCGCCAUGGCAUUGUCGGCCCGAGGUAAUCAGUACCUCCAGGACAACACGCUCGACAACGCUCUUCUCGCCAACCACCCGGAACGAUGCGCCCAGGUCAUCUUGAACGCCAUCAACCUGAUCUACACCCUUUCCGCCGUCUUCCACCCCUUCAUGCCAUCGACAACUGACGGCAUCUUGCAGCAGCUGAACGCACCUGCCCGCAGUCUGCCCGACGUCUUUUCGAUUGACAUUCUGCCCGGCCACAAGAUCGGCAAGCCUGACCACCUGUUCAAGCGUAUCGAUCCUUCGAUGGAGGUCGAGUGGCGAAACCGAUUCGGUGGAGAGUCGACCAAGAAUCCCGGCCCCGCCGGCGUUGAGGGCGGUGUCACUGGAGCUGGCACUGCAGUGGGGGCUGACGUCAAGGCAACCCAAGGCGGUCUGUCAAAAUCCGCUCUGGCAAAGCAGAAGAAGGCGGAGCAAAAGGCUCAAUCCGCUGCCCUGGCUGCGCUGAAAGAAGCCAACAAGACGCCCGAAGUCAAGGCGCUCGAGGAAAAGAUGGACAAGCAGAAGGAAGUCGUCAAGGACCUCAAGACGGGCAAGACCCAGGGUGAUGUCGACGCCGAAGUUGCAGAAUUACUGAAGAUGAAGACCGAGCUUACAGAGCUCUUGAAGGCCCUGGAGGCCAGCAAGAUCUCGGCUUGAUUGUAAACAGAUGGCAACUCGCUAUAGCAUAAUCGU
Filobasidium floriforme is the source of this 2366-nucleotide messenger RNA. RefSeq names its product tRNA synthetases class I (M)-domain-containing protein. Gene Ontology annotation, molecular function: ATP binding; methionine-tRNA ligase activity. Bases 138 to 2330 code for a protein of 730 amino acids. Lineage: Eukaryota; Fungi; Basidiomycota; Tremellomycetes; Filobasidiales; Filobasidiaceae. Gene Ontology annotation, cellular component: cytosol; aminoacyl-tRNA synthetase multienzyme complex. Gene Ontology annotation, biological process: methionyl-tRNA aminoacylation. The record is from RefSeq and is a predicted model, not a curated record. The transcript is spliced from 16 exons.